AAACGCGCACAGCCAGACGAUGACAAUGGUGGCAAUGUUGGGGCGACGAGAGCAGUUGGCGCUACUGUUGUUGGCUAUUUUUGCCUUUCAACAAUCUGAAGGACUCUUUAAGAAGCUGAUCACCAUUGAAAACGAUGGCAUUGAUGAGGAGAGCAGCGAGCAUGUUAAUAUAAGAUUUCCGACAGUCAGAUUCCUUAAACCAUUUAAUAUUUUUGAAAAGAAAAAGGAUACUUUGGGCUCCUUAAUAGAAAAUAAAUUAGAGAAAUGGGAGGAGAAAAAGGAAAAAUUCGAUGAAAAGUUAUUGGAGUUAUUUGACUUUUUCAAAGAAAAAGAGCACGCCAAGUUUGAAAAGAAGACUGAUUUGAAACCGCCAGCACCGCAGCCUGUUCCAGUACCAACACCAGCACCAGCAUUAUAUCCCGCACCAGCUCCAUAUCAUGCUCCAGCACCAGUCUAUGGACCGCAGCCAGCACCGCAGCCGGUUCCAGCACCAGUCUAUGGACCGCAGCCAGCACCGCAGCCGGCUCCAGCACCAGUCUAUGGACCGCAGCCGGCACCAGCGCCGUCAUACCGGACACCUGCACCCGCACCUGUCUACAAAGCGCGACCAGCACCCGCUGCCGCACCAGCUUAUGAACCACCAUCUGCAUAUAGUCAUUAUCCUUCAAGAACUUCGUCCAAAUAUGGGCAUUCAUCUGAUUCUUAUUCGCCAUCAAGACCAGCACCUGCAACGCCACAUCGUUAUUAUGAGGAACAUGAUUGCAGCCACGAGCAAACAUACGCAUACAAGCCGCGGGAGCCAAUCAAAUACAAGCCAAAACCAAGACCAACUUCACAUUAUGCCGAUUGUGAUUACGAAGUGCGUUACUUCACAUAAGAUUAGUUCGAUUUACCAAUUAAAAUAAUAGUAAAUUAUUUUUGAAAAAUUAAAGCAAAAG
Molecule: messenger RNA, 938 nt
Organism: Bactrocera neohumeralis
Lineage: Eukaryota; Metazoa; Arthropoda; Insecta; Diptera; Tephritidae
Exons: 2
Coding region: 20-877 (285 amino acids)
Source: RefSeq, a predicted model, not a curated record